Molecule: messenger RNA, 4884 nt
Organism: Pogoniulus pusillus (Red-fronted tinkerbird)
Lineage: Eukaryota; Metazoa; Chordata; Aves; Piciformes; Lybiidae
Product: AN1-type zinc finger protein 5-like
Exons: 6
Coding region: 456-1097 (213 amino acids)
Molecular function (GO): DNA binding; zinc ion binding
Source: RefSeq, a predicted model, not a curated record
CCCCCUGGAGGGCAGACGACGUUCUCUGACUAUGCAGAGUCUUUGUCCAUUCCUGUAUAGUCUCCAGUCUCGAUGAGGGGGAGAUUGGUGAUUCUGCAGGUGAUGGCGGUGGUACCGUGAGUCACCUCGCGUGUGCCUCGUUCUCUAAUUCCUCCUCCCUAGCCGUCUCCGCGCGGUGAGCGUGCAGGCUUUAGCAGUAGCCAGGAGGAGGCGGAGCGGACCGGCAGUUUCAUGUUCUUCCUACUUCCACCCUUCCUCUUUCUUGCGCCUUCCUUUCGUUCUUCUGCGUGUAGCGCGUCUUGUUCCGCGUUGCUGCCGCAGAAGGGAAGCGGUAGUGGCGCCGCCACCUUCUUGAUCUUCGCUCUCCAGAAACAGUCCAGAGCCACCUGCAGCGUCUUUGGCAUCGUCUGUGGGGUUUCUCGCUCCAUUCCCCCCUCUCCACGAACAGCAUUGAAAUGGCUCAGGAGACAAACCAGACCCCAGGGCCCAUGCUGUGUAGUACAGGAUGUGGAUUUUAUGGAAAUCCUAGGACAAAUGGGAUGUGUUCUGUUUGCUACAAAGAGCAUCUUCAGCGACAGCAGAAUAGUGGUAGAAUCAGCCCAAUGGGUAAAGGGGCAGCUAGUGGUUCAAACAGUUCUACCUCAGACUCUGCAUCUGUACCGAGAGCAGACACUAGCUUAAACAACUGUGAAGGUACUGCUAGUAGCACAUCUGAAAAGUCAAGAAAUGUGUUUGGUGCCACUUCACCUGUAAUGCAGCAGAUGACAGAAAUGAGCAUUUCAAGAGAGGAAAAAGUAUCACCAAAUACAGAGACCAAGCCAGUUGUUACUCAGCCAAUCCCGUUGGUUUCUCAAUCUAGAACUUUGAAGAGUGAAGAGAAAGCUUCUGAAUUGCCUAAACCAAAGAAAAACAGAUGCUUCAUGUGCAGAAAGAAGGUUGGCCUUACAGGAUUUGAUUGCCGAUGUGGAAACUUGUUUUGUGGACUUCACCGUUAUUCUGACAAGCAUAACUGCCCAUAUGAUUACAAAACAGAAGCUGCAGCAAAAAUCAGGAAAGAGAAUCCAGUUGUGGUGGCUGAAAAAAUCCAGAGAAUAUAAACUAGCCUACUUGUGAAAAGAUUGACUUUUGUUUCAAUUUAAUAUUCCCUAGGAAAGCAUUAAAGAGCAGAUGCAUGGCCAUCUUCCUUUGUUCUCCAAAGUUUUAUUUUUUGCCUUGUCUUAAUGAUGUUUCAGAAUAUGUGGUUGUUUAUUAAGGUAACACUGGAUAGAUACAGUCCUUGAAAAUGCAUUUUCUCUCCUCAGAAAAUGAUCAUAGAAUUAGAGUGCUAGGAGUUGGAAGUGACCUGUUCCAGCCUGUUCCAGUGCUCCACCACCCUUACAGUAAAGAAGUUUUUCCUCAUGUUGAGUCAGAAAUUCCUGUGUUCCAGUUUGUAUCCAUUGCCCCUCAUCCUAUCUCCAGACACCACUGAAGAGACUGGCACCUUCUUCUUGACACCUACCCUUCAGAAAUUUGUAAACAUUAAUAAGAUUCCCUCUCAGUUUUCUCUUCUCCAGAAUAAACAGCCCCAGGUCUCUCAGUCUUUCCUCAUAAGACAUGUUCCUGACCUUUAAUCAUCCUCCUAGCCCUCUGUUGAACGCUCUCUAGUAUAUCCUUCUUCCCAUUGAACUGGGGACCCCAGAAUUGGAUGCAAUACACCAGAUGUGGGCUCACUAGGGCAGAGUACAGGGGGAAGAGAACCUCCCUUGACCUGCUAGCCACACUUAAUGCACCUCAGCAUACCAUUUACCUUCCUGGCCACAAGGGCACAUUUCUGUCCCAUGGAUAGCUUAUUGUUCCCUUGGACUUCUCCAUGGAGCUGCUUUCCAGCAGAUCAACCCCUAAUCUGUACUUAUGCAUGGCAGUGUUCCUCCCCAGGUGCAAAACUUAACACUUAUUCUUGUUGAAGUUCAUUAGAUUCCCCUUUACCCAGCUCUUCAGUCUGUUCAAAUCUCUGAAUGGCUGCACAGCCUUCUGGUGUGUCAGCCAAUCCUCCCAGUUUCAUAUAAUCAGCAAACUUGCUGAGAGUACACUCUAUCCCUUCAUCCAGUUCAUUGAUGAAGAUGUUGAAUAAGACUAAAUCCAGUACUGACCCCCAGGGAACACUGCUAGUUACAGGUCUCCAACUGGGCUCUGAGUUCUGUUGUUUAUCCAAUUCUCAAUACAUCUCAACAUCUACUCUUCUAACCCAGACAUCCUGAACUUGCCUACAUGGAUGUUAUGGGAGACACUGUCAAAACUUUCACUAAAGUCAAGGUAGACAUCCACUGCUCUCUGCAUCUACCCAUUCAGUCACAUAAUCACAGAAGGUUAUCAGAUUGGUCAAACAUUAUUUCCCCUUGGAAAAACCAUGCUGGCUACUCCUGGUAAACUUCUUUUCUUCUAUGUGCUUAGAAAUGACCUUCAGAAUGAGCUUCUCCGUCACCUUUCCAGGGAUGGAGAUGAGGCUGACUGAUCUGUAGUUUCCUUCUUGCCCUUUUUGAAGACUCUAGUGACAUUGUCUUUCUUCCAAUCCUCAGGCACCUCUGCCAUUUUCCAUCAUUGAAAAUAAUGGACCAACAACAUCAGCCAGCUCUCUCAGCACUCGUGGGUGCAUCCCAUUAGAGCCCAUGGAUUUGUGCAUGUUCAGUUUACUCAGACGAUGUCUAACCCAAUCCUUGUUGAUCAGUGGAGAGUCUUUCUUCCACCAGGCUUUCUCUCUUACUUCCAGGGUCUGGGACUCCUGAAGGCUGGUCCUAGCAGUAAAGACUGAAGCAAAAAAGGCAUUCAGCAACUCCUCCUCUGCAUCGUCUCACCAGGGCUCCCACAUCAUUCAGCAACAGCCCACAUUGUCCCUAUUCUUCCUUUUGCCACUGAUGUAUUUGAAGAAAUCCCUCUUGUUCUCUUUUACUUCCUUUGCCAGAUUUAAUUCUAAGAGGGCUUUGGCCUUCUUUGUCACAUCUCUACAUACCCUGCUAGUGUUCCUAUAAUUCUCCCAAAUGACCAGUCCCUUUUUCCACAUGUUGUGAAUUUCUUUCUUCCACACGAUUUUUUUCAGCAUCUCCUUGCUCAUCCGUACAGGUCUUCCUCCUCCAUAGGAAUACAUCUUAGAGUAAGUGAUGUUUGAAUAUUAACCAUAUCUUUUGGGUUCCCCUACCUUCCAGAGUUUUAGCCCACAGGAUUCAUCCAAGCAGGUCUUUGAAGAGGACAAAUUUAGCUUUCCCAAAGUCCAGGGUUGCAAUCCUAAUUGUUGUCCUGCUUCUUCCUCAUAUGAUACUAAACUGCUGCCAAGGCUGCUCCCAACUUUUAUAUCCCCAGCCAGACUUUUUUGUUUGCUAAUAUAAGGUUCAUCAGUGCACUGCUCCUCAUUGACUCCACCACCACCUGCAUCAGUAAGUUAUCGUCAAUGCACUGCAAGAGUCUUCUGGACUGAGUAUGCCUGGCUAUGUGGCCUUUCCAACAUAUACCAGGGUGAUUGAAGUUAUUCAUGAGUACCAGGGCAUGUGAUCUGGAGGCUUCUUCCAGCUCUCUGUAGAAGGCCUCAUCAACAUCUUCUUCCUGGUUUUCCACAGCAUGACUGAAUGAUCAGAACCUGCACAGAAAUACACAUGCACAGAGGACAGGCUCUAGUUCACUUGUGCCAAACAGAUGUAUACUACCUGCAUGUUUAUCACAUCUGCUUUUUGAGAUGUUCAAGGUGUAUAACACUAACCAAAGACUAUGUGCCUGUUUGGGAGAAAGAUAUGUCAGAAAGGUUGGUGGCCUACUUCUGUCAUUUGAAAUGUUGUCCUACUCUUAGUUUCCAUACUCCAUUGUUUUCCAGCAGAAUGUAAGCCAUGUAGAGUGCACUACCUUUCCAGUAAGAUGAGUGUUGGUGGCAUAUUUAAUAAAAAAACAUUUAACACUUGCAGUGGGAAAAUUUGAAAAAAUCAGAUAUGUAUGAGAAGAAAACUAUUUUGGAAUAGAUUACAUUAACUUUAGAAUCAUGAAAAUAGUUUCCCAAAGGAAAUGUCCUGUUAGAAACUUAAGAACUGAUUUGCAACAAUUGUUUACUUUGUUUGCAUAGCUAAAAAUAUUGUGUAGUAAAAUAUUGUGCUAAGAUUGACUUGCACAACAGAAACAUGUGGGGUUUUUAGACAUACCACAGAGGUUCUACUGAGUGACACAUGCAUCUGUGUAAUUUGCAGAAGUAUUAGAAGUAUUUGAGCAGUUUAUUACUCCUGUACUUCUUAAAUUUAGUGUGUUCUGGGUUAAAAAAAUAAUAUUAGGAGCUGUUUACAUUUUAAAAAAGAAGCUUUAAAUGUAACAACUGCACGUGAAAUAAUUAUUGGAUAUGGAAAACCAUACCAAACAUGACUCCUGUAGACUUAAGUGGGAACUGGAACCACUAUUGGAGGUCUGCUGUAUCAUUUUUAAUUGUACUUGGAUGUAGGACUGUAGUGUUCUUGGGUGUAUUGCAUGGGCUCAAUUUUCUACAUCUCUAGAAAGGACAGUAGAGUUCACUGAUGCUUUUCUGGUAAUAUCACUUCUGUGUUAUAAUGGAAGGAGUUUCUGUGAUGUGUGAAACUUGUGGGUUUUUUUAUAUAAUCAAGUAUAGCGUAUACUGAUGUUACAGCAAUGCCUCUUCUCAUCUGUAAAUAGUUGUGCAUGUACACAAGAUGCUACUUCUGACUUUUGUUGCAGUGUUAGUUUUUUAAUUCACCAUUAAAAACCAUCAGGCUUCUUCUUUAACUUUUUUCUUUCAAUUUAGUUAUCAGAUAUGCAAAUGUGUACAGAUAGUUCUUACUUAGGUACUGUACAUAAUCAAACUAUUCAGCAUCUAUGCUCUGUUGUGUUAUGUAAACAAUAAACAUCACGUACAGAAGAAAA